This is a messenger RNA of Drosophila pseudoobscura, 3305 nucleotides long. RefSeq names its product Polycystic kidney disease 2 (gene Pkd2). Gene Ontology annotation, molecular function: calcium channel activity. The record is from RefSeq and is a predicted model, not a curated record. NCBI's taxonomy places the organism in Eukaryota, Metazoa, Arthropoda, Insecta, Diptera, Drosophilidae. The transcript has 8 exons. Gene Ontology annotation, cellular component: membrane. Bases 107 to 3208 code for a protein of 1033 amino acids. Gene Ontology annotation, biological process: detection of mechanical stimulus.
GACUUUCAUUGGGGUCUUGCCAGGUCUCAGUUCUAAGUUUUCAGUCAUCUGAAAGCACAACUUCUACUGCAAAAAUAAAAAGUUCUAGCUAAAGUUUUGAUUCAAAAUGGACAAACGGGAUAAGGAUCAAAAACAGGGAUCACAGGGUCAACGGCCCAGCCCUCCUCCGAAACCACAACGUAGCGGGACAUCAGCGAAUCAACCAGGUGGCGAUCCACUAACAACUCAACCAAGUGGAAGUCCACAUCCACCGCCGACUCAACCACAUGGCAGUCCACCGCCGACACGGCCUCGAGGCAUUCCACAACCGACUCAAACCCUUGCCAGUUUACGGCCGAUUCAAACCCUUGGCAGUCUCCGGCCGACUCAAGCCCCUGGCAGUCCCCGGCCGACUCAAUCCCAUGGCAGUCCAAGGCCGACUCAAGACCCUGGCAGUCCCCGGCCGACUCAAUCCCGUGGCAGUUCCCAGCCGACUCAAUCCCCUAGCAGUCCCCGGCCGACUCAAUCCCGUGGCAGUUCCCAGCCGACUCAAGCCCCUGGCAGUCCCCGGCCGACUCAAUCCCGCGGCAGUCCACCGCCGACUCUACCCCGUGGAAUAUCGCAAGUGACUCAGUUACGUGGCAUAUCGCCACUGCCCCACCCACGUGGGCUCCCACCUACGACUAUGCCGCGUCCUUCGAGACAAUACAUGGCCGCACCAGGACCAGCACCUGGACCAGGACCAGCACCUGGAUCAGGACCAGGACCAGCACCUGGACCAGGACCAGCCACCAGGCGGGGACAGCCUCCUUCUCGUGCCCAGAUGGCCCAACGUGUACCCGUGCCGGAACCAUCUAAAGCCUCAUCGCCCGUUGUAGCCUCACCGACCGCUGCCCGACCUGAGCCUAAAAAACCAUCCCCCCAAAAAGCGACCAUCGAGGAAUCUCCCGAAAAACCGAAAGAGAGGAAACGAGUUAUCUUCGGAAAGAAGAAAGAACCAGAUUCUAGCCAGGAUAAACCCCCAACACCGAUUCUGAGUAGACGCCCAAGGUUCAACAAACGCCAGAUGACACAGGUGAAGCAAUCACGGAUUUACUAUUCGACUGAUGAGGAGGUACGCGAUGCUCUCAUGGAGUUUGGAGUAUUCCUCAUUUUCCUAGUCCUUACAUCAAUUGUGGCUCUUUCGGUGCGAGGACCGUACAUGUAUUACCUGAACAAUACGAUAAAAGAACUGUUUAGCGUACGUGAAAUGGUUGUGCAGCCCACAGUGACAAUCUCGUUUGAGAAAAUACUCACGGUUUCUGAUUGGUGGGACUAUUUGGAGAACAACUUUUUGGUAACGUUGCACGGUGGUACGACUAUAACCCUAGACGAUGGUACGUCGGUCGACACAUCCAACUCAACAAGCGAAAUCGAUGACGAUGAGACCGAAACAAACUCAACUGCUGAAGAAGAUUCUAGUCCUGAAGAGGAGUCGCAACGAUUCCGACUCACCGAAGAUCGCUUGUAUAUGGAGGAUGGAUAUGUGGAGAUCGACGAUGACACUGGAGACAACAGUUUUAGAAAUGAGCGAACCGAACGGGAGUUCAGGGAAAUCGAAGAAAAGGACAACCCUGCUAGAGAAAAGGUGGACAAAAGACAAGCUGGUGGUGCUGGUGUGGCUGGUGAUGGUAGCAAUGCAUUGGGCAUUUUGGCCAACGACUCAAAACAUUCGAUCAACUAUCUCAGAGGACGUGUAUUCCUACGGGAGAACCUCAUGCUCGGUCCGCCGCGCAUUCGGCAGAUACGCGUCCGCAAAGGGAGCUGCUACGUGAACGACGCCUUCAUCCGGUACUUCAACACCUGCUAUGCUCCAUACUCAAGGUCGGCCGAGGACACCAGCAAGACGCACAGGGGCACUUCGUUUAUGUCGAUGGGCGACCUGGGUUCCACGCCCAUCUGGACUCUGCUCACCUUAUACCGCUCCGGUGGGUAUGUCGUUGAUCUGAGCUACGAGAAGGAUGCGAACAAUAAGAAAAUCAAGGAACUGAAAGACCUCAACUGGGUGGAUCGCGGUGCGAGGCUGUGUGUGAUUGAGUUCAGUAUAUACAAUGAGAAUACGGAUAUCUUCCAGAGCGUCAAAUUAAUAGCAGAAAUUCCUCCAACGGGCUGCAUCAUACCGCAGACACACCUGUGCACUGUGAGAGAGUUUUCGUUCUUCACGGAACGUAGUCUCUUUUUGAUGGUAUGCUAUAUAUUCUGGUAUGUGAUGAUCGUUUACUACACGAUCUUCGAAACGAAUGAACUACGCAAGACGGGCUUCAAAAUCUACUACAGAUCAUUGCUCAAUGUUCUCGAUGGCAUCGUAUUGCUGUUUUGCUAUCUGGCUUUCGUCUACAACAUCUGGCAUACCUUCUAUAUUAAAUCUAUUACAUCCAUCCAAAAGAUAGAUCAUGGCUUUCUCUGUAUCGAUUAUCUUUGCUUCUGGAACAACCUUUACGUGGAUAUGAUGGCCCUAUUGGCUUUUCUCGUGUGGAUCAAGAUAUUCAAGUUCAUCAGUUUUAACAAGACACUCGUUCAGUUCACAACGACACUCAGAAGGUGCUACAAAGACUUGGCUGGCUUCAGUCUCAUGUUUGGGAUUGUUUUUCUGGCCUAUGCUCAGUUGGGUCUCCUGCUUUUUGGCACUAAGCAUCCAGACUUUGAUACCUUUACGACCUCAAUCUUGACGAUGGUUCGCAUGAUCCUGGGCGACUUUCAGUAUAAGCUCAUUGAGCAGGCCAACCGAGUGCUGGGCCCCAUCUACUUCCUCACCUACAUUCUGCUCAUGUUCUUCAUACUGUUGAACAUGUUCCUGGCUAUCAUAAUGGAGACCUACAACUCGGUGAAGAGUGAAAUUACAACGGGACGCAGUCAUUUGGGCUCGUACAUCUAUAGGAAGAUUGGUAUAGCCUUCAAUUGGAUCUUCUACUUCUGUCUAAGGCGUCGCCGUCAGCGUCAGUCCGAUGGGGCUGGCUUAGCCGUAGCAGCUGCGGAAGACCCAAGGCGAACUAGAUUUCAGCGUCCCCAAAAUUUUGAAGAUUCUAAUCCAGAUAUAGAAGAGAAGGAAUUGUAUCGGCUGAAAAAUCGCGUGAUGCGACUUGAAGAUAUUCUGGAGCAGUUGGUCAACAAUUUGGAUAUAAUUAAAAAUCACGUAGACAAAGGCCACUUCAAAACGAAAAAGAGGAAGCCAGCCAUGUCUGGCUUGUAAAAGAUCACAGAUCUAGGUAACAGUGCGGUAUGGUGCGUUGGCAAAUAUAGAGAUAUGUAUUUAAAAAAAAGAUCUUAGCAAAGACUGCAAAAUAAUA